Thunnus maccoyii (southern bluefin tuna) is the source of this 603-nucleotide messenger RNA. Its product is annotated as cyclin-dependent kinase 2-associated protein 1. Gene Ontology annotation, cellular component: cytoplasm; nucleus. The coding region runs from base 157 to 519 and encodes 120 amino acids. The transcript is spliced from 4 exons. The record is from RefSeq and is a predicted model, not a curated record. NCBI's taxonomy places the organism in Eukaryota, Metazoa, Chordata, Actinopteri, Scombriformes, Scombridae.
GUCGUAACACCCACAAUGGAUAGUUGCAGUGUUAGAAAGCACAGUGGGUGUCAAUAUAAAGUGACGGCCAUAUUUGCCGGUGCCGCUGUUGUAAACAAAAAGUGAGAGACAGACGCUUCACUGAAUUUCGGGUCAUUUUUAUUUCUUUAAUUUACAAUGUCUCUGGGAAUGUCUUACAAACCCAACGUCCAUCAGCACAUUCCGGGAACUUCUGGGAACCAGGUUGGAAACCUCCAGUCUCCCUCAGCAGCCAACUUGGCCACGUUGCAGUCCUACAGGCCCCUUCUGAGCGACUAUGGACCUCCAUCUCUGGGAUUCUCACAGGGCUCCACCGGGAGCCAAGUGCCUCAGAACAAAUAUGCAGAGCUGCUGGCCAUCAUCGAAGAGCUGGGAAAGGAGAUCAGGCCUACAUAUGCUGGAAGUAAGAGCGCAAUGGAGAGACUGAAAAGAGGAAUAAUCCACGCCAGAGGGCUGGUGCGUGAAUGCUUGGCUGAGACCGAGAGGAACGCGAGGUCCUAGCUACGAACACACAACACACACACAACACACACACAACACACACACAUUCCUCCCUGCAAGAAGAACUAACAGUUGUGCGUCUUA